AUGUCUAAAGAAGCCGCCCCUCCUACUAUUAUAAAAUUAUUAGUAGAGGAAAAUUUUAAUUUGAGGAAUAAAGAAUUAUACCUAUCAUAUAAAGAACUUGAUAAAGAUUGUAACUGGAGUUAUCGUGACUUGUACUGUUCGGAUACUUUAACUAACUUCGUUCAUGAUUCUAUAAGACCUCUUUAUAAAAAACUUUGGAAUAAUUUCUUCAAAGUGAAGUACUAUUCGGAAGAUUUUAAAUCUUUAACUAAAGACAGAAGUAAAAUUUGUAUAUAUUUAAAGUAUUGGUUUUAUGAUCAGUUGUUGCAUAAAAAUAUUGAUAAUGAUGGCAUUGGUAAAUUCUUUUCUGCUUGGGAAUCGACAUCUCAGGGUUAUAAGCGCGAUCUUAUUGGUUGCGAACUUUACAAAAUGAAUUUAAAUGAAAUUAAAGAGACGAAACUUUUGUAUGAUUAUUUUUUAUUGUAUGAUGGAUAUAAUAUUGAUGAACUUGUAAGUCACAAAAUAUAUGUUAGCCCAUAUUGCCAAUAUCUAAAGAAAGCUGCGGAUGUGUAUAAAAAGAGAAAAAGUGAAUGCGCUAUUGAGAAAAAUAGUGGACUCUGUAAAGAAUUUGAGAAUUACAUUAAAAAACACAUGAUUAAAAAGGAUAUAACAUUAUUUAAAGGGAAGUGCAAGAAUGAGGAACAACUAGUAUUUAAACGAAUGAAUGCUUCGGAAACUAGGUUGAAUCCUUCUCUAAGAACAUUAGUAGAAAAUGUACAUUUUAAUAUAACAAUGAAGAAGUGA
Plasmodium cynomolgi strain B is the source of this 783-nucleotide messenger RNA. RefSeq names its product VIR-like CYIR protein. Lineage: Eukaryota; Apicomplexa; Aconoidasida; Haemosporida; Plasmodiidae. The record is from RefSeq and is a predicted model, not a curated record. The transcript has 2 exons. The coding region runs from base 1 to 783 and encodes 260 amino acids.